Molecule: messenger RNA, 1827 nt
Organism: Nilaparvata lugens (brown planthopper)
Lineage: Eukaryota; Metazoa; Arthropoda; Insecta; Hemiptera; Delphacidae
Product: elongation of very long chain fatty acids protein 7
Exons: 10
Coding region: 997-1767 (256 amino acids)
Biological process (GO): fatty acid elongation, polyunsaturated fatty acid; fatty acid elongation, monounsaturated fatty acid; fatty acid elongation, saturated fatty acid
Cellular component (GO): endoplasmic reticulum membrane
Molecular function (GO): fatty acid elongase activity
Source: RefSeq, a predicted model, not a curated record
AACGCCCCGUUUCGGAAAGCCAGUUUUCUGAUUUCAGCUGUUUAAAGUCUAGAACUUGGCUAAAUCUCGAGCUCGGAAACCGGCCCUUACAAUGACAGUUUUAAGCAAUUCUUGUAUCAAAUAUUGAAAUACAAUGUUGUAUUUCGUAAGUUAGUAUGUUGAGUACAACGUGAAUUAAAAGGGUGUUAUAUGACGAAUUUGCUAGUAAGUAGUUCACUAUGUCCAAUAUUGACAUUGUAGUAUGCAAAUUACAUACUCGUGAAAUACUGUACUGCUAAAACAAUAGUUCUGGGUCAAGGUUACAGCUAUUGCACUAUUGUACAUAAAUAAGGAACUGCAUUUGGCUAAGGUAACAGCACAAAACAGUAAUGCAGGUUUUGAAAAUUAAAGCUGUUGUAAGAAGUCAUUAGAAUGUUGCAUACAAUAGUUGCGUCGAAUGCACCAGUGCAUCUAAUUGCAGGUGAAAAUGGAAAUGCAUUUCUCCUUGAGUGCACCUGAAUAAUACAGAAUAAUCAACAACAUCGAAUGAAGAAUGCUGUGAAACUUUCCACUGGAGAAAAGGACUUAUACAGUUGGUCACAAGUUUCAGUUAGAUUAAGAAGUGAGUGGUUUGCUACGGUACUCUGCACCCCUCAAUUUGACUUUGAGUACUUUUCUGGAGUUAAUGACCUCAUUUUCAUAGAAGAAGAGGCGGUUUUUCUCACGAAGUUCAUUGACCUGUCACAAUACACCGAUUUCAGGAAAUUGUAUGCCAUGCUAUUGGGAGGCUUCCCCUCACUCGCCCUCUGCAAUUUUUGAUUUGUCGCAGUACAUAAGAGAAGGUGCUCUUGUUACUUCACCACUUUUUUCGUGACCGGAUCUGAAAUUAUCCGAUAUUUGGGAUUAUUCCAGAAAUUGUGGAGGAAGCAUCUAGAAGUUUACAUUUUCAAUCGCAUUCUUCAACAAUAAGUAUUAUUGUGAGGCUAUAAUCAACCACAUACAUUAUUAAAUGAAGAGAUGACGACUAUAAUAAAGGAAGCCAUUGACGUUUAUGAUCUUCUCCUCAACCAAUACAGUGACCCUCGAGUGGAAGGAUGGUUUCUCAUGGGAUCGCCCUUUCCCAUGAUCAUGCUGCUAGUGUUCUACCAGUACUUUAUUCGCAGUCUGGGUCCCUGGCUGAUGAAGGAUCGUGAGCCAUUCAAGCUCGACAAAGUCAUGAUACUCUACAACCUCAUUCAAAUAUUAGUGAACGGCUGGUUUGUCGAGGAGAGUUUCAGACACAUUUGGCUUCAUGGCAGAUACAACGUCAUCUGUGAGGAAGUGGACUAUUCAGAUGACCCCAUCGCACUUCUGGUUGCAAGAUUCACAUGGAUGUUUUUUAUGACCAAAGUUUUCGAUCUUCUAGAUACAGUAUUCAUGGUGCUAAGAAAGAGAUCCGACCAAGUUUCGUUUUUGCAUUUAUAUCACCAUACAGGAAUGGUAUUAGCUACUUGGAUUGGAACCAAAUAUGUGGCUGGCGGCCACGGAGUUCUUUUUGGAACAAUUAAUUCGUUCGUCCAUGCUGUCAUGUACAUCUACUACUUACUAACAGCCCUCAAUCCAGAGUACAAAAAAUCAAUUUGGUGGAAAAAGCAUAUCACCGAGUUACAGUUGAUCCAGUUUGUUCUGACAUCACUUCACAGCGCAAUCGCCUUAUUCAAUCCUUACUGCAAAUUUCCCAAAGUGCUUCUUGCCGCUUUCAUUCCUCAGGACGUAUUCAUGUUCUUUCUAUUUUUUGGAUUUCUAUAGGAAAGCUUACCUUAAUCCUAAGAAAAAACUUAAAGAAUAAAGAUAGUUUAUAGAAAUAUA